CCUCGAACAAUUUGCGGAAACGGCGUACCUACCAUGCGCAGCGACAAAGACUGCGAGCCUGAAACCUAUGGGGAAGGAAUAAAAAAAGAAAUUUCGUAUCGUCGCACUCUGUGCUUAAAGACCAGUAUUUUCUGAGGAGCUCGCCGGCCUGGGGUCUCGGUAAAGACACCGAAAUUUAACCGAGGCAAGGCUGGAUUUAGAGUCGGCGUACGGCUAGUGAAUUCGCUGAAGAAGAUUGUAGCAGCUGGCAGAUUUUCCGUUGGACCGUCUGUAGGCUAGGGUAGCGAGGGAGCCGCCAUGGCAGUCGGAUCAUUGAGCCUCCACAUCGGGAUAUGAAGUGGACCUGCAUGUGUCCCGAAUCGUUAAGAAAACGCUGCAUUUGUCACCGAUCCGCACCGGAUCAGCAUCUUAACUAACCCUUCUUCAUCUCCGUGAAAUCGAUUCCGCACCCCGAAAGAAAUUACCGCUGGUUUUUAACCGUGGGGCCACAGGGAGAGGCCAGAUUCAUGACUAUUUUAGUCGGAUACGUGUCUUCAAAGGCCCGCUGAAAGAAAUCCUGGAGCACAAGGAGGAAACGAUGCUCUGAUAGACCGUCGGUGGAAAAGAAAAGGGUAAUUUAGUGGCGAUACGAAGUAGUGUGAAGGAUUCCUGGGAUAAGGGGAUCUCUUUCUAGCUGACCUCCCCGUGAAUUACAGUGAUAUUAAUUUACUGUCAUCCCCCCUCCUUUUUGGAUUUUUUUAUUUUUUAUUUUUUAUUUUUGAUGAGAAGGUUCGGCGAAUCGAUCAGCUCCGCCGUUUAAGCAAGUCACAGUCGAGAGAAUCAAGGGGAUCGUCGGAUCAUGUCGGGUCGGCCCAGGACCACAUCUUUCGCGGAGAGCUGCAAGCCAGUGCCGCAGCCUUCAGCUUUCGGCAGCAUGAAAGUCAGCAGGGACAAAGAUGGCAGCAAGGUAACGACAGUUGUGGCCACCCCAGGCCAAGGCCCCGACCGGCCACAGGAAGUCAGCUACACGGACACCAAGGUCAUUGGCAAUGGCUCUUUUGGCGUCGUCUACCAAGCUAAACUCUGCGACUCUGGAGAGCUGGUGGCCAUCAAGAAGGUCCUGCAAGACAAGAGGUUUAAGAAUCGUGAGCUGCAGAUCAUGAGGAAACUGGACCACUGCAACAUAGUCCGCCUGCGCUACUUCUUCUAUUCCAGUGGAGACAAGAAAGAUGAAGUGUAUCUGAAUUUGGUUCUGGAUUACGUGCCUGAGACUGUCUACAGAGUGGCCAGACACUACAGCCGAGCCAAACAGACUCUGCCUAUGGUUUAUGUGAAGUUGUAUAUGUACCAGCUCUUCAGGAGCCUGGCCUACAUUCACUCGUUUGGUAUCUGCCAUCGGGACAUCAAACCCCAGAAUCUGCUGCUGGAUCCAGAGACGGCUGUUCUCAAGCUCUGUGACUUUGGCAGCGCUAAGCAGCUGGUCCGUGGAGAACCUAACGUGUCCUACAUCUGCUCUCGCUACUAUCGAGCCCCUGAGCUGAUCUUUGGUGCCACUGACUACACUUCCAGCAUAGAUGUGUGGUCAGCCGGCUGUGUACUGGCAGAGCUGCUCCUGGGACAGCCGAUCUUCCCUGGUGACAGCGGAGUGGACCAGUUGGUGGAAAUCAUCAAGGUUCUCGGCACCCCGACCCGAGAGCAGAUCCGUGAGAUGAACCCCAACUACACUGAAUUCAAAUUCCCCCAGAUCAAGGCACAUCCUUGGACUAAGGUGAGUCAACAGGUGUUCCGACCACGUACGCCUCCGGAGGCCAUCGCCUUGUGCUCCCGCCUGCUGGAGUACACGCCCACGGCCCGGCUAACACCCCUAGAGGCAUGCGCACACUCCUUCUUUGACGAGCUGCGCGACCCCAGCAUCAAACUGCCCAACGGGCGAGAGAAGCCCUCGCUCUUCAACUUCACUACCCAGGAACUAUCUAGUAAUCCUUCUUUGGCCUCCAUACUCAUCCCUGCCCACGCCCGCAGCCAGGCUGCCGCCUCUACCCCAACCAAUGCAUCUGCCACCACAGCUGUUCAACUGAGCACUUCCUCUUCCUGUUCAUAGAUGGCAGCAGCACAGAGCGAGGUCCCACCACCACCACCGCCUCUGCCUCAGCUUCCAACUCCACCUCCUGAGCCCACAGAGCACCUGCCCCGCCCCGGUCUCAGCCCCAGCCCUCAGCCUCUCCAUUGCCCUGGCCAGGGGGUGAGCUCUGCUCAGCUCAGCUCUGCCCUGCUCCUCUUCCCCGGCAGCAGCGGAGCGAUGCUGAAGCAGACCGGGUUCGACAGCUAACUGACCACAAACCUAGCAUCCCCAGUCUGCCUCUCUUACCCCCAAACCCGGCCUCAACAUAAAGCUGUUUGAACUCUUCUCCAUCCUCCGUCAAAGAUGCCUCUCCGUGCCCUCUCGACAGGGAAGUGAAGCGCAGGGCCGAAGAUGUUAUCGACUGUACUGUUGAUUUAAAAAGUACACUGUACACGUAUACACAAUGCUAGCCUGCUAAGAGGACAAUCGGUAGAAAAGUCCUGAGCUCUCGCCCUUUUUUGCCCUGUCUCUAUCUGGCCUCCCUCUCCAUUGUUCCAUUUUUCUGCAUCCUUUGACCUCUGACCCCUCCGUCCCCUGGCCAACCCCUCCUCCUCGAAAAAAACAAAAACAAGCCCCGCCCCCCUUUUGGUUCUUUCUGUAGUGCAUGGCCUGAGUAUGGUAGGAUCACCUGGGGGCCACCAAGCCCUCUCACAUCCACUUCCGCAGACAAGGCAUGAGGCUCACGCACGCGUAUACACACACACACACAGACACACACCUACACCCUCAAACACACACAUCCUCACACACAUGGAUGCAUGAUGAUCCUGGUGUAUGUGGGAAGAAACAGUCCUCUUUGGGAGGACAUGUUUGGACAGUGUUGUUUUUUUGUUGUUUUUUUCUUUGCCCGGGGUUAUUUUUAAAAAUGGUUAGCGAUCUGUUUUAUUCAACUUUGUUUUUAAUUAUUUUCUUUUUUGUUGUUUUUUUUGUACUCCUGGGCAGACGUCUUUUGGAUUGCCAUGUGCGAUGGAUGUGACAUGUAUCUGGUCCUGUGUGCUUGUAUAAUAUAUACAUACAAUACAAAACAGACAUGCAUACACACACAGUUUAUAUAUUACUUUUCCUUAUGUAUAAAAAGUAUAUAUAGAUAUAUGUAUAUUAACUACAAUGGUUCAGAAAUCAUUUAUGGUGAGCUCAUAUCUGGCAGAGCAGUGGCAAUAUUUGCUGCUGCCUAAAGACAAUAGAUUUAGAUAAGGUGGUGUUUUGUUAUUAUUUUAUUUCUGUUUUUUGUUGUUGUUCUCUUCUUUGCUGGAGUGUGGUUAGAUUCCAGCAGCCACUUCCCUGUGUCGUCUGUAUUAAGGCUGUAGAUGGAUUUAGGGCAUCGCUCUAUUCCCCGUCUUUGUACCGGCUCUGUCUGUAACAGUGUUUCUGUGACAGUGCAGCGUCUAGACAAACGUGUCCCCCACCCUUUUCCCUCUCUCCCUCUCUCUUUCUCUUGCCGUUUCUGCGAAGAAUUCGAGAUUCGUUUUCACGCUCGACUCUCGGCCCGCAGUCUUUGGCGCACCACCGGCUGCCUUGUGCGCUGCGACCACCGACCGGAGCGCCCCUUUCUUUUCGUCCCCCUCCACCCCCGCAGCACAUAGAGCCACUCGGUACAGUCUGACGAAUCGUCUUAUUUACGGAGAAUACUCACUACAUCUAAACAAAAAAAUUCAAAAGAUAAAACCAACAAAAAAAAAUUCAGAAAACAAAAAAAAAAAUCACACAGACAAACACACAAGAAAGAAAAACCGAAUUUGUACAUACAGUAUAAAUGCUCCUCACCAAAAUUCUGACUUGUAUGUUGUUUUUUUUAUGUUGUUAUGUUGAUUUUUUUUUUUUCUUUCAUGUUGUGUUCAAGGUAUGUAUAUAUGCAGACCCAUGUACUGUUUAUGAGCAAAAACAAAGAUGGGUGAGGGAACGGAAUGAAAAAGAUUCAAAAACAAACAAAAAAAUGAAACAAAAAACAAAAAAAAACCAGAAUCAGGGCAAAACUGAUGUUGUGUAUGGAUAUUGUAGAUGACGACGACGACGACGACGAUGAUCAGCUUUAUCCAGCCAUAUGUUCAAUCUUACCUGUACAGUACAGUAGAUUACAGCUGUAUUAUUGUAACAAGAACUAGUCAUGUAUAGUGUAACUAUAGUUUGGAGUGCCUUUGCUUUCAUACACCUUCGCCUUGUUUCCACCCUCACCCAGCCCACGCCAUCAACCCCCCACCCCCACUGUCACCGCCACCCUCUGAUAUUGUGACUCUCCCUUUUGGUGCUGUUGAAUGUCCUGCUGUCCGCGUGCUCACUCACGCGCCUCCUCUUCCACCCGAUGCACAUCCUCUCCCUCCUGCUCUUUUCAUUGCACACUAAAUGUAAUAUACAGACAUUGUUAAUUGUAAGGAUUUUUUUUCUUUAACUGAAGAUAUAGUAGACAGGUGUUUAUUUUAAUAGAUGUUUUAUCUUGGGACACACACACACACACACACAUACACGUGUACUGCAGUCCUGGCACAGAUUUGGGGUAUGAAGUGGGUGGGUGGUGUGCUGUGGACGGCAGCAGGGUUUUAAACAAAAAAAAAAUCAAACAAAAAAAGGCCUCAUAUAUUAUAUACGAUACAGUGCAGUUUCUGUAUUACUCGCAGUGUUGGUUCUGUUACCAAAGCCAAACCAUCAUGUUGUGAUGAGCCAUCCUCAGAGGCAAUAACUCUUCUUCUUCUCUUCUCUUUGGAUGUUUUGUUGUUUCUCCUCCUGCUCUUGAGUAUUCAGGGGGGUGAAAUUCAGUAGCACCUAAGGGGUCAAGUCAUGUAGCCUUUCUCCUGUCUCUCCCGCUUGCUGUAAUUUUGCAUUCAUGAACGUGUUGCUACCCUCCACCAGAAGGUUGGACCACUUCACCUCUGCCCUCUUACUCCAGUUCAAUUAAAGCACCACAAUGGCUACCAAAAAAGAAUAAAAGUGUAUAAGCUAGUAUAAUAUCUUAUACUGACAUAUACACUAGUGUCAUAUGCUGACUGGGUUAAACUGGGGUAAUAGAAAAGAAGAAUCUUAAGAAAAUACUACAAAAACAUCCUGUAUAACAGUACUACUACUUGAAUGCCUCUGUUUGUGACUGAAAUUUUGAUUUCUUUUUUUGUUUGUUUCUUUUUGUUUGUUUGUUUUCCUUUUGUUCUGUGAAGGUAUGCUAAAUGUGCGCCUCUGUAAAUAUUCCCUCUGCGUGCUCCGAGGAAUAGUUCCCUGGUACUGUAAUUUGCAUUAAAUAAAGAGUAGGAUAGCCUGGAAAUGAUCAUGAAA
This is a messenger RNA of Neolamprologus brichardi, 5359 nucleotides long. RefSeq names its product glycogen synthase kinase 3 beta, genome duplicate a (gene gsk3ba). The record is from RefSeq and is a predicted model, not a curated record. Gene Ontology annotation, cellular component: cytoplasm; beta-catenin destruction complex; axon. Gene Ontology annotation, biological process: regulation of neuron projection development; peptidyl-threonine phosphorylation; negative regulation of canonical Wnt signaling pathway. NCBI's taxonomy places the organism in Eukaryota, Metazoa, Chordata, Actinopteri, Cichliformes, Cichlidae. Gene Ontology annotation, molecular function: beta-catenin binding; tau-protein kinase activity; ATP binding.